AUGAGCGACGAAAGUGAUGGAGAUGUUUCAGAGUACAAUGAAAGUAUUUCGAGCUCGGAGGAUGAAGAUGAAAGCGGGGAAGAAGUCGAAGAGAUCGACGAACUCGAAAGCGAGAAUGAAAAUAACGAAGAUAGUGAAAGUGAGGAGGACAAUGUCGCAGCUAACAGGCACCAAGGAAGAGGAGGAAAUAGACGUGGUCGUGGUGGAGGAAGAGGAGCCCGUGGUGGAGCAAGAGGCGCUCGCGGGGCAGCAAGAGGUGCUCGUGGGGCAGCAAGAGGCGCUCGUGGGGCAGCAAGAGGCGCUUGUGUUCGAUAUGCACGUGGCGCACGUCCUGGUAAUCCAGCUGAACAAGCAGCCCUUGAAGCACAAUGGGCUUCAGUUGAUGGGGAGCCCAAUAUUCCUCCUUUCACCGGAACUCCAGGAAUAAAAGUGCCGCUUCCAAACAAUCCUUCAACAGGUGACUUUUUGAAUUUAUUUCUCACUGAUGAUUUUUUUGAUAUGCUUGUUGAACAAACAAACUUGUAUGCUGCACAAUACAAAAGAAACAAUCCCAAUUUACCACCACAUAGCCGUGCCAAUGAGUGGUUUGAUACAAACAGGGCAGAAAUGAAACAGUUUGUUGCCCUUUCACUAUUGAUGGGAAUUGUCAGAAAGCCAGAAAUAUCACAUUAUUGGAGUACAAAUCCUCUCCUCAAAGGAUCCAUUUUCAAUAGUGUUAUGCCUAGAAAUAGGUACCAGUCCAUUCUUCAGUUCCUUCACUUUGCUGACAACAGCCAGUUUGAUCCAAAUGACCCUGACCGUGAUCGACUGUACAAAGUCAGGCCCGUUGUUGAUUACUUGGUAAACAAAUUCAAGAAUGUUUAUGUUCCUGAGGAUCACAUAUCCAUUGAUGAGGAACUCCUUUUAUGGAAGGGAAAUCUUUCAUUCAAGCAGUACAUUCCCAUGAAGCGCGCGCGAUUUGGAAUAAAGCUGUUCAGCUUAUGCGAAACCUCUGGCUAUUUAUGGAAUUCCUUUGUUUACCUGGGUAAAGAACCAAACAGAAAUGGUGAUGACCCACAAAUAGUACAGAGGCUUGGCAAAAGUGGUGCUGUUAUCGUAAGGCUCAUGGAAACUCUGCUAAACAAAGGCUACAGGCUGUAUGUGGAUAACUGGUACACCAGUCAAGCAUUAUUCAACUACUUGCAUGAAAAUGAUACAGCUGCAUGUGGAACUGCCCGAAAGAACCGCAUCAAGCUCCCAAGAGCAUUCACGGAUGCUCCACUUGAAAAAGGGGAGCAUAGUUUUCGAAGAAAUGGUGACCUUCUGGCGGUACGAUACAAUGACAAGAAGGAAAUAUACUUCUUGUCUACCAUUCACAAGGCAAAUAUGGUCAACACUGGCAGGCGGGAUCGGCAGGGAAACCAAGUCAGGAAGCUGCAACUUGUCCACGAUUACAACCGCUACAUGGGAGGCGUUGACCAUAAUGAUGAGAUGCUUGCUAAUUACAUCUCAGUUCGAAAGAGCAUGAAGUGGACAAAGAAAGUUGCUUUCCACUUCAUUGAAGAAGCAAUACUGAAUGCAUACCUCCUGAACAAGAAAUCUGACAACAGGAAACGCUAUCUCAAGUUCAAGUUGGAUGCAAUUUCAGCACUUCUUGCUUCAGGUGGUGCAAAUGUUGCUGCCCCUGCUGCAACUGAUCGCUACUCAGGGUGCCAUUUUCCUGAAUUGAUACCUCACACCCCAAUGAAACAGAAUCCCCAAAAGAGGUGUGUGGUAUGUACUCGAAACAAGAAGAGAAAGGAGUCCCGGUAUCAAUGUGGUGACUGUCCAGAGAGGCCAGGACUUUGUGCUGCACCAUGCUUCAAGAUCUACCAUACUCAGCCUAACUAUUGAAGCCAAUAAACUUUGUUUUGUUAUUGCAAAAAGGAGACAUGCAGGAAACUGAAACUUGUUAUUAUUUUGGGACAAAUGAUCAUCUAAUUAUAAAUUCAAUAUGGCUGCUGGUCAUGAUUAUAUGGGAAAAAGAGACAAAUCAUUGACAAAAGUUAACUUUAUUGAACUUUGUGGUUUUAUGAGAACAAUAACAUUAUAAGGGAGUACAAAGAAGAAAUGAAAUCUGUUAUAUAAGAUGUUUUUGAAAAUCAUUUUUAUCAAAUUGUUUUUUUAUUAUAAAUGCAACCACACUGGCAUAGAGGUUGUAAUAACCUAGCCAAUAAAAAUACAUAUUUGAUGUAUUGACUAUUGUAGUGCAAGAUUGAUUACUAAAAAGAGUUAUACAAUGCCAAAGGGCUCAAAUUGUUGAGUAAAAUUAUUUUAUGAAAAAUCCAAUAUGGCCGCUGGUUGCGAGGCAUGCACCUGGGUUGGCAUUCAAAGG
This is a messenger RNA of Stylophora pistillata, 2353 nucleotides long. RefSeq lists its product as uncharacterized. Lineage: Eukaryota; Metazoa; Cnidaria; Anthozoa; Scleractinia; Pocilloporidae. The record is from RefSeq and is a predicted model, not a curated record.